Talaromyces marneffei is the source of this 534-nucleotide messenger RNA. RefSeq lists its product as uncharacterized. Gene Ontology annotation, cellular component: membrane. The transcript is spliced from 3 exons. Gene Ontology annotation, molecular function: transmembrane transporter activity. Bases 1 to 534 code for a protein of 177 amino acids. The record is from RefSeq and is a predicted model, not a curated record. NCBI's taxonomy places the organism in Eukaryota, Fungi, Ascomycota, Eurotiomycetes, Eurotiales, Trichocomaceae.
AUGACAUUCUUCACUAAAAACAACUCUGCUGUCGACUCCCCGUCCUCAUCGGCAGAAGAUAUCGAGCAGCAACAGGUAUCUGCUGCUUCAAAGUCCGACAACGAGCCCUAUAUCAGAGAGGUCCCCACCACCCUAGGCCGCGCAGCAUUUUUGGACACAUUUACGCCGGAAGAGCAGAAGAAGAUAAUCCGCAAAGUUGAUUAUCGGAUUCUGCGGAUUGUUGGGGUCAUUUAUUUGCUUAAACAGAUCGACGUCAACAAUGCAUCGAGCGUCAAGGUCCUAGCAGUCGGAAAACCGACCAACAUACUGGCCCAGCUUCAGAGGACUUCUGAUCAAUAUAACUGGGUUCAAUCCAUAUACCACAUAUCAUACAUCAUCUUCGAACUCCCCAGCAACCUUCUGCUCAAAUGGAUGAAACCCCGCCUCUUCCAAACCUGUGUUUGCUUUAUCUGGGGCUUUGUGCUAGCCUGCCACGCCACCGUCAAAGACAAAGAAGGUCUCUAUGCUUGCACGAUUCUUUCUAGGGUUGGCUGA